This is a messenger RNA of Sardina pilchardus (European sardine), 1921 nucleotides long. RefSeq lists its product as uncharacterized. The record is from RefSeq and is a predicted model, not a curated record. The transcript has 6 exons. The coding region runs from base 110 to 955 and encodes 281 amino acids. NCBI's taxonomy places the organism in Eukaryota, Metazoa, Chordata, Actinopteri, Clupeiformes, Clupeidae. Gene Ontology annotation, cellular component: external side of plasma membrane. Gene Ontology annotation, biological process: cellular response to lipopolysaccharide; negative regulation of T cell proliferation; immune response.
ACUGUCAUAUCUCAAUAGAGUCUCAGCUGAUGAUCAUAUAAGCGGAGCAGAUGUGCAACAGGUGACCGUAGACUUUUUUGAUAACCUCACACUGACCUGUGACCUCAAGAUGCACACUGACCUCGCAGCACAACAACCAUUGAACAUCAGCUGGGAGGCCAUGGGCAAGGACGUGGUGCGGUACGAUGGGAGUUUGCACUAUGGGCCGCUUUUCAAGCACAGGGCCUCGGCCAAAUGGGAAGAUGGGAAGCUCUCGUUCAUGCUCAGUCCAGCAGUGUUGAGCGACGCGGACAUCUACGAGUGCUUGUUGGAUGGCAGGAGGAGCCUUAGCACGGUCAUCGUCACAGUCUCGGAUCCUUAUGAUAACAAGGACUCAUUUUAUCACUCUGUGAGCGACACUGCCGAAUUGCCCUGCUGGGGUAAGAUUUCAAAAUCAAGAACUUUGGAAAAAGUGUCCGUCCACUGGAAUAAAGAUGGUAAGGAGUUCUACAGUCUGAUUGGAGGGAAGGACCCGAACCCCCCAAGCAAGGUGUAUAUGAACCAGGACCUGAUCCAGGAAUAUGGUGAACUGACCUUGUUCAUUGAGAACCUGACGCUUGAAGACAGUGGGAUAUAUGAAUGUUUGUACCGUGACAACAACUUUGUUUUAGAGGUACCUGGGAUGCCAUCGAUGGUCAAACUUACAGUAGGGGAAGAUAUAUUCCCAACUGUGAUAGAACCUUUUGUCAUCAGCGACAACAGCAGCCCCAGCCCGAGCUCCUAUCCCACCAUGGCCGUCCAGGAACAGGAAGAAAUCUUGCCAGAAAUGCAGGGCACAUCAGCUCCAGAAACCAGCCCGGGGGAAGACGAGGAGACGGGACUCCCACUGCCGUGGGUUCGGAUUGGAAUCAUCUCUGGGGUUCUGAUCGUCACGGCUCUCGUUAUGGGACCACUGGUGGCUAUGGGAAAGAUUUAACACAACAUAUUUUACAACAGAGGCGAUCUGCGUUUUUUUUUUAAACAAAAUACAUUCACAAACUAAGAAUUAUUUCUUUAUUAUGUGUGCUCAGGAAAGAUGUCACUGUUUCAUCCAGUGGUAGACAAGAAAAACAAUCUUUCCAUCCUCUUAGACCCUUUUUUAAAAGAAAAAAACAAUUCUGGGACUUAGUUCUGCUGACUUUAAAGUUGCCAGGACCUGUCAUUCUUAAGCAUUCGGUAGUGGUUUCUGGGACCAGAAUAUUCUGGUCUUCACGUGAACCUGAGUCAUCAUGAGCUACCCUGCUAAUGUGUUGCUGGAUUACUCCAAUGUGAUGCUAUGCGAUUACAGGCCCUGUGUGAAGGGAUGGGAAGAGUGUUCUCAUUCCUUCUCAGUUUUAUAGCAAUAGGUGCUGCAGCGUAACAAGUAACCCUGAAAUAGAUCAUCAAAAGUGAACUGUUUUCAUCUGGACCAUUAAAUGUCUGAACAGGAAGCCUUGGCCAAGUAGCAUGCUGGAUUUAAUGGCAGUGUUUCGUUUUGUCCGACUUGCUACCUCAUUGGCCUCUUCAUUACCCGUUUCAUGCUUAUAUAGAAAUAGUUGAUGUGUAACGAUACACAAGACUUGGUUUGUGCCAUCCUUAAAACUGUAGUUUGCAUUGCACCGCUGAGGUAUAGUCUUUCGUUCCAACGCUGCCUCAGUGCCUUAUGUAAAAUCCAUCAGGCUUAUUUUCGUGUGGCCUCAUCAUGUAGGGAAACAGAUAUUGAGAGAGUAAUGCUAGUCAAACUAAAAAUACCUAGGCUCCUCUGAAUGUGCUGCUGGGUGGGAUAGGGGCAAUGGUUACGAAAUGGACAAUGCAACCUACGUAAACGUUGGUUUUUUUUUUUUGUUUGUUUGUUUUGUUUGUUGGAGAAUGAUCUCUUUUGUGCUUUGUACUUUGCAAAGUGUACAUUAAAAUGGUUAACCGU